Molecule: messenger RNA, 2024 nt
Organism: Dendronephthya gigantea
Lineage: Eukaryota; Metazoa; Cnidaria; Anthozoa; Malacalcyonacea; Nephtheidae
Exons: 6
Coding region: 45-1316 (423 amino acids)
Cellular component (GO): site of double-strand break
Molecular function (GO): protein binding
Source: RefSeq, a predicted model, not a curated record
AUGUUUUUUAAGAGCGCCCUUGAACUUCGACAACUUGGCAUGGAAUGAUGAUGGACGAACAUUGUAAACUAAAAAACGGAGAAAUCUUUCAAAAUUAUGCUUGUUUACUUAACUGCGUUGAUGGAAAGUCUGAUAAAUUCUACUGCAUUCAAUUGUUAAGAAACGUCAACGGGUUUCACGUGUGGACAAGAUGGGGUCGAAAUGGGACAGAGGGACAAAGCAAACUAGAGGGCCCUAUUAGCCAAGCAGAUGCUGUGAAAAACUUUGAGAAGAAAUUUAUGGAGAAGACCAAAAAUGCAUGGAAUAAGCGUGAACCGUUUAAGGCUGUGAAAGGAAAAUAUACUUUAGUAGAGACGACCAGUAGUUGUGUGAGAAAGACGUUGCAGAAGCCUGACCUUCCAGCUGAUCUUUCAUCAAACAUGCAACUGCCAGUUGAUAUAUUGUACACCAUCUUAAUACACCUUUCUCUGCGAGAUGUUUUAAGAUGCAUUCAAGUCUGCAAGGCUUGGAAAAUAUUGUUAAAUGACAAGUAUUUUUGGAAGAUGUACAUACAAAGAAAUUUUGAUCUUGGAAUUAAGUUUGACUUUUCAAAUGAAGGUCCAAUGGCACAGUGGUCAGAUGAAUGGUAUUGUUACUUUGAAGAUGAUGUAGACAAUAAAGAUGAUAUCUAUGUUAUGCGUCCAUUCCCCUCCAUGUGGAACUGUCGAGUUGUUCAUCCCCAUGGUUUAGAUCCUUUGUCUGGUGAUGUCAAAACCUUACAAGGUCUAUGCCGUUCCCUUGAAAUAUUGAUCUACAUGAGAAGUGAAUUGUCACGGUUAGGAAUAUCCAAUGGCACCCAAUGUUCAGCAAAUGAAGGGAAUCAUGAUAUAUGUGCUGUGUUAUUUCCAUGGGACAAGGAAGAUCUACCAACACCACUUGAACUGCUAGACGAAAUCUUCCAUUUUCACCCAGAAAUAUUUGCUUAUUAUACCAAUCAUCCUAAUGAUAAGGGGGAGUUACGAAAAAACAAAUUACACUUUCACUUACUAGUUCCAGAUAAUGCAUCUGAUAGCUCAGAUUAUGAAGAGGAUGAGGAACAUGACUUGGAGGAAAAGCCAUGUCUUAAUAGGAUUUUUGGAAUGGAUUUCCCUGAUAAAGAUACAAUGUGGAUGUGCGAAGAUUCCCAAAAGUUUUACGAGUGGUUGCAGCCUAUUAUGUAUCCGUCAUUGACUGUAUAUGCUGGUGAAGAUAAAUUUAAUCCUGUUGCAGUGUUCAUGGUGACACACCUUGCCCCAGGAUGGGUAGGUGGUGCUUUAACUGCUGUGACUUAUACCUAAAUUAUGUCAGAAUGACUGAAGUGAGUUAUGGAAGUUAUAUUCAAAUCCAAACGACAUUGAAAAGGACUGCAGAGCAUUUUGUCAGACCCCAAAAAGAGAACUCUCAAAAUAACACCCCCCUCGCUGAAGUUAUUGAGUUUAUUUCUGAGUGUUCCAUUGUUAGACUGUUUACAGUAAUAGUGUGAAUAGAUCAGACUAUGGGUACAGGACCAAAACUUCAAGAGCAAGUCCUCCAGGAAUUUAAACAUAGCUCAGGCCUCAGUGAUUCAACCUCUACAGACUCUGAAAAAAAUAUAAUUAAUUCAGAACUCAUUAUUUGUGGCCUUUGCAUUGUUAAUUGUCCUUAAGCAUUGUUUAACAAAGGGGGGACAUGCCGAGGUGAAAUAUGCAAUUUUCACCAAGAUUUUUCAACGAACUCGUAUCAGCUGGUACCCAGGCGCUUUAAUAGUAAAAUAUAGUAAAAAAAUAUCUAUACAAUAAAUGAAUUUAACAUCUGUGGUACGAAACGCAAGACGAAAAGAAACCGGAAGUCUGAAUUACAUUCCAAAGUUAAUAGAAUGUAACACAGACGUGCUAUUAGCUUGUUCUGUGUUCUGACCAAUAGAAAAUAACCUUAUUACAGCAUUCAACAGCGAAAAGCAUGAUCUAUCAUAUUACAAAAUUUCUGAUUUCACCAUAGGCGGCCCAGAAAUCUGUUUAUAUUCAGUC